AUGGCAGGUGAUGGUACAUUCGGCAGAUGCGGACAUGGUCGAGCUUCUCCGAAAGGAGAUAUUUGGAUUUGUCAAACUGCGCACACCGGCUCGCCUUUUUCCCGAGCACCGCCUCAGCGGAAACCUGUCGAGGAGCCUAGCCUGCGGGCACUGCUUCGGAUCCAGGAGGAGAACAUCCCUGGCACAGAGGCGCAUCGGCGAGUGCUUGCACAUCUGGGUCUCAGGGAGCGCGCAGGUCAGGCUGUCAGCCUUCUUGCUUUGCCUCCACGCCGCUGGCUAUUAAACCCUGCCGCCAGUCCGCUCGGGGCCUCUUAUGGCUACUUCGAGUUUCAAGAAGACGAGGGUGGCAAAGUCUUCGCAGUGUUCAAGCUCAGCCGCCUCUACGUUAGCUCAACGGGAUCUGUUGGCUACGAUGCCAAGAUGGAGUUUGUCAGCUUCUGGAAGGAGUUGGUGUACACAGCAAAGGAAAGGGGCGUGGAUCGCUUGUUGAUUGACGUCGCCGGAAAUGCCGGUGGUUUCGUGGAUCUUGCAUAUUUGCUCGUUCGGGCACUGUACCCGUUCUUGGAGUUCCAGCAGGUGUGCAACACAUACGACAGGCCUGUGGGAUCUCUGUACAAGGCUUGGAGGGAGGUCGACACCACCCCCCUAGCAGCUUUCAUGGACGAUGACACGGCCAUCCGGCAACGCUUGAAGCAGAUGACUCCAGAGGAGCAGGCAGCUAUGAAGUCAGUUUUGCAGAAAAUCACCAAGGCUUGCAUGGAGAUGGAUGUUUUGGACAUGGACGACGUGCUGCAAAUCCAGUCUGCCAUCGAUUCCUUGGACACAGGGGAGGUGGACGAGGAGAGCUUGCGCGGGACUCUUGAGAUCCUGACUGCAUCAGCUGAGAGUUUUGGAAAUCCUUUCUCGCUAUAUCUUGACGGUUAUGCGGCAAAUGGCACCCCGUUCGAUCCAUUCAAGUCUGCGCGAACGGCGCGACGGGGCGGCAAGCCUAACGUUAAGCUGACAGAAUUCUUUCGCAUUGAGGACUGCGUUUUGGCAUUUACCCAAAAAUUUGUUGAUGCAUUUAGAGGGCUAGAGCAUCCGUUUACAAACAUUCUGUUUGUGUCUGACGGCGGUUGCGGAUCAUCAUGUGACACGUUCUCCCGGACUGCGUACAUGAUUGCGAAGAAGCAGCAGCAUCAUGGAGGUUCGAGGCUGCAGAUAAAUUAUGUAACUUUCGGUGGACUUGGUGGAUCCUUUGACGAUGCACAGGGCACGCUGUCAGCGACGUCAUUUCCUGGAGGGAACUUGAUGAUGGCCGCCAUGGCGCAAUUGUACAACCCCAUCUAUUCCGCUGCAGCUUUAGGGUAUCUUGCUGCCGAAUGGGCCGGUUUGGGUCCCAUGAAGAGGCAGCUUGCACAUUUUCGUACUUUCGUUCCCCAGUAUCCGUAUUAUUGGAACAAUCUGCCACAGUACCCUCAGAGUGAGAUGUACCAGAACGCGUUGGGAGAUGAUGCCCUGCCUGCGGAAUUCUAUUUCUUUCCCACGGACAUGUACUUGCCGGACUGGUAUGCGGACGUAGUCGGCGAGCCACAUGAGUGGAAUGAGUCCGAACUGAGACGUCUGCACGUGGACGCAACCAAAGCAUUCAAAGCUGUGUCAAUGAUCUUAUCGCCUUCUGCAGCCUCUCGGGAUCUUCUGGGAAGGCAGCCAUAUCCCGGCACAGUGCUUCAGGGCACCAGUUUCGCUUGGUUGGUAGGUCUGGGGAUCUUGGCUUCCACCGCGCUGUUCCUCCUGGUAGUCUUCGCCUUGACAAAACUUCCGGAGGGACUACGCAUUGGCUUUUCGCACCCAGAACUGCAUGAGCACAUGGUGAGUGAUGAGGAGGCUUCUUCGUAA
Messenger RNA from Symbiodinium sp. CCMP2592, 1878 nucleotides. The record is from the annotation of a GenBank genome assembly. NCBI's taxonomy places the organism in Eukaryota, Dinophyceae, Suessiales, Symbiodiniaceae.